AUGGAUUCUUUGGCGUCAAGUUCAUCCAAGAUCAGUUGGCUCUGGGUUCUAACUCACAUCUUCGCGCCUGGGCUGGUUCUUUCUGGGCUUUACAAAUAUCUGGUAGACCCUCUAAGACGGGUUCCCGGACCUUUCAUAGCCAAGUUCACGGGGGCAUGGAUGCUAUAUAUUGAUCUCUCCGGUCAGCGAAGUGCUACAGUUCACCGGCUACACAAGAUUUAUGGACCAGUCGUACGCGUUGGCCCCGGCGAGGUCUGCUUCGCCUCACCUGCAGCGCUCAAGGAGAUAUAUGGAGCCAACUCUAAAUACCUCAAGGCGCCUGUUUACGGUUCCUUGGGGUUCAGAAGCACGUUCACGACACGCAAUAGAGAUGAAUAUCGCGGAAUGAAGAAGCGUAUCGUCCCCAGUUUCAGUUCCACUUCCAUCUCUGAGAUUGAACCAAUAGUCCAUCGACAAUUGGAUCUGUUGGUAAAGAGCUUUGAUAAGAGGGUAGACCAGCCUCUCAAUGUUCUCCCGUGGUUUCGUAUGCUAGCACUUGGUAUAGUCGGGGAAGGGUUCGCCGAUGAUAGCUUUGGUGGAUUGGAGAACGAAAAGCUUCCGGAGUUACUCAAUCAUAUCGAUGAGGUCUUCCCGGUUCUUUGGACCAAGUGGAUGUUCCCGCUUACGACUGCAGUCCUCGAAUAUGCCCCAAUCAAGUCUAUCCAAUCAUUCCUUCAAGCUGCGCCAAAAUUCAAAAAGUACUGCAGUAAUGCCUACGAAAAAUAUCUUGCGACCCAUAAUCCUUCGGAGCACCAUGAUCUUAUUGCAAGAAUGGUCAACGAGCAAAGGGAACUUCAGAAGAAGGGAGAGAUUCUACCAUUCCAUGUGACUGACGACGGGAUUGUUCAAGAGCUCACAAACUUGAUGUUUGCAGGCACCGAUACCACAGGUACUACACUCACAUAUCUCUUCUGGGAACUCGCUCGCCAUCCUGAAUGGAUUUCGAGACUCCGCGAGGAGAUUAAUGAGGCUCUUCAAGGGCGAGAUACCUUCAGCUACUAUGAAAUUUCGGAACUUCCUAUAUUGGAGGCAGUCAUUCAAGAGAUUCUUCGGGUACGACCAGCAGGUCCGGGUGGGCUGCAACGAUUAACUCCGGAAGAAGGGGCGGUCGUUGACGGCGUGACUCUUCCUGGUAAGGUUAUAAUUUCAUGCCAAGCUAUGAGUUCUCAGAGAGAGCCUACCAUCUUUGACGAUCCAGAUCGCUUCAACCCGCAACGGUGGCUUGAUGGAGAGAAGAACGGCAACGCUGAUAUCAUGCGCGAACAAAUCUUGGUCUUUGGUAAGGGGGCGCGAGCUUGUCUUGGAAGGAGACUGGCUACAAUGGAGCUCAAGUGUGCCGCUGCCAUCGUGGCAAGAAGAUAUAAUGUCAAGAUCGGGAGCCCGACCACGGACAAUGAUAUGGAAAUGACUGAUCAUUUUGUACUCAUUCCGAAGGGAGGUAAAUGCUUGCUAGAGCUCUCCAGGGCAUGA
Messenger RNA from Clonostachys rhizophaga, 1509 nucleotides. The record is from the annotation of a GenBank genome assembly. Lineage: Eukaryota; Fungi; Ascomycota; Sordariomycetes; Hypocreales; Bionectriaceae.